This is a messenger RNA of Andrographis paniculata, 1351 nucleotides long. RefSeq names its product protein RGF1 INDUCIBLE TRANSCRIPTION FACTOR 1. Lineage: Eukaryota; Viridiplantae; Streptophyta; Magnoliopsida; Lamiales; Acanthaceae. The record is from RefSeq and is a predicted model, not a curated record. The transcript has 4 exons. Bases 117 to 860 code for a protein of 247 amino acids.
UUACUCUCUGUCUCUCUCUCUAUAUCUCUCUCUCUCUCUCACACUAACUCCAUUUUCUCAGGCUCCAUCAACUCUCCAGCUCUAGAACAAAACUAUCAAACUAUAUCCCCGCAACAAUGAGGCCUCAGAAACCAGCAUGGUUGGAUGCCCUAUACGCGCAAAAAUUCUUCUUCCCUUGCUCGAUUCACGACAGCGCCAAGAAGAACGAGAAGAACAUAUGUUGUCUUGAUUGCUGCAGCAGUGUCUGCCCUCAUUGCGUCGUCUCCCAUAGAUCUCAUCGCCUUCUUCAGAUUCGCCGCUAUGUUUAUCACGAGGUUGUCCGAUUGGAGGACCUUGACAAGCUCAUUGAUUGCUCCAACAUUCAGGCGUACACGAUAAAUGCUGCAAAAGUGGUGUUCAUCAAGAAGAGACCACAAAAUCGACAGUUCAAAGGGUCUGGGAAUUAUUGCACUUCUUGUGACAGGAGCCUCCAAGAACCUUUCAUCCACUGUUCCCUAAGUUGCAAGGUUGACUUUGUGCUUAAACACUACAAGGAUCUUUCACCAUUCUUAAGAGUAUGCACAACACUCCAACUAAGUCCAGAUUUCUUCAUCCCACAAGACAUGGGGGACGACGAUACGACGAACGAAACCCCACAUUCGACGAUCGUGGACAGCAGCGACGGGCCCAUGAGCUCGUCGUCUGGCUCGUCGGGAUCGCACAACGUAAGCUUUUCGUGCACGGAAUUCGUGAGGAAGAAGAGAAGUGAAAUGUAUGUUUGUGGGAGACUGGCAAGCAAGGUAAGUGAAGAGGACAUGGCUAUGAGUAUGAGUUUGAGUAAUAGAAGAAAAAGAGUGCCUCAAAGAUCACCUUUGUGUUAGGGCAAAAAAGAAAAAGAAAAAAGAACAAACCCUAAAAACCAUAAAACCCAAAAAAAAUUAAGGGGAAAUAGAGAAAUAAUAAUUAUUUUAUUAUUAAUAAUUGAUUUUAUCAAGAUUAUGUUGAGGGAAAAAAAUAUCAAAAGAGAUAUGAGAAAGAAAAAAAAUUAAGAAAAAAGGGUUUGAUCAUUGUAGCUAGAGGCAUUUCUUGUUAAUUAUUAUUAUUAUUAUUAUUAUUGUUAAAACACUUGAUGAUGUGUUUUUAUUUAUUUAUUUUUGUCUUAAUGGCAUCACGUGUUUUCCAUUCCCAAGUAAAGGGUUGUGUACAUUUUCUUGAUUUAUUUAGAUUAAUUAAUUAAUUUGAAUUAACAUUUAAUUUGAUUUAAUUAAUCUAAUUCUUAUAUAUGUUGUUGUCUCGUGCCUCGGACAAACCAAAAAUUCAGACAAGGUGGUGAGGGAAUAAAUAAAAUUAGCUAUAGACAAUCUCUAGUUUU